GCUUGGUACAGUUCCCUAGUUCAGUUCAUCCCAAACAAUGCUGGCCAUGGCCGUAGAACCCAGGGUCAACGUCGCCCUCAUGCAGCGUCUGUCGCUCCCCUGCUCGGACGUCGUCUUGAAGCCAUCCCAAGCUCCGUUCUUCGCCCCGAGAAAGACCGGCCCGUGUGCUGGACUGCUCCAACUGAGUCGUCCCGGCUCGAGAGGAAUCGGAGUCCCGGCGGCAUCCGCGGCCGCCGAAGCGGUCGUCGCGGAAGAGACGUCGGCAGCGGGCUCUUCCCCUGGAGUUGCGCAGGGCAAAGAGAAGCUUGGAGUGGUUGUAAAGCCAAUGGAUAAACCCAGACUUGUCUUGAAGUUUAUUUGGAUGGAGAAGAAUAUUGGGAUUGCACUAGAUCAAAUGAUACCUGGCCAUGGCACAAUUCCAUUGAGUUCCUACUACUUUUGGCCAAGGAAAGAUGCGUGGGAGGAGCUUAAGGUCUUACUCGAAAGCAAACCAUGGAUUUCACAGAAGCAGAUGAUUAUUCUUCUCAAUCAGGCUACUGAUAUCAUUAAUUUGUGGCAACAGAGCGGAGGCGAUUUAUCAUAAGCUGUAGCAGUAGCAUUCUGAAGUUUGUACUUCCGUGGUCUAUUUCAUUUUAGUUGUUGAUAUAUCCAAAAUAGCCAAGUUAGUUUUAAUCCGGAAUAAUUUCUUUGAACACUUGUAUUUUUGCUUCAGUUAAUGUGCAUUCUCUGUUGUAUCAGCCUAUGAGGUUCUGUUUAAUCACAUAGCUUAUCUCAGGUAAAGUUGAGGAUGUAGUGUAAUGUAUUGGGCUCAAUAUUAUGCAACAAUUCCUGCCAUAAUAUAUUUUCUACUGAACA
Rhodamnia argentea is the source of this 855-nucleotide messenger RNA. Its product is annotated as 30S ribosomal protein 3, chloroplastic-like. NCBI's taxonomy places the organism in Eukaryota, Viridiplantae, Streptophyta, Magnoliopsida, Myrtales, Myrtaceae. The transcript has 2 exons. Bases 38 to 583 code for a protein of 181 amino acids. The record is from RefSeq and is a predicted model, not a curated record. Gene Ontology annotation, cellular component: ribosome. Gene Ontology annotation, molecular function: structural constituent of ribosome. Gene Ontology annotation, biological process: translation.